Messenger RNA from Nothoprocta perdicaria, 1654 nucleotides. RefSeq names its product coiled-coil domain containing 112 (gene CCDC112). The record is from RefSeq and is a predicted model, not a curated record. NCBI's taxonomy places the organism in Eukaryota, Metazoa, Chordata, Aves, Tinamiformes, Tinamidae. The coding region runs from base 63 to 1616 and encodes 517 amino acids. The transcript has 9 exons.
UUUUAAAGCUUCAGACCCAUUUAAAGAAGCAGAACUCACCUGUAGAUCGUUGAAUUAUACAUAUGGGAUUGCCAGUAGCAAAGAUAGCAGUUGCGAUGGUUAAAAUUAAUGCUAGCAAACUAUCAUUUGACUCUUCUGAUGAAGUAGCACUAAGAGUGUACUGCUGUCCAUGCUUGGUCUGUGCUCGGGCUCCAUCUAUGUGUACAACUGCAUUAAUGCAGCCAGUCUCCUUUGCUGUGCUUUCUAGCGAAAAUUCUAGUAAGGUUCUCAGAUGGCUUGCCACUAUAGAAAAAGACAAAAAUGGACAUCUUUAUAGCAAGAAGAGUGAUUUCAGGGUAGAAUACAGCCUACUAGAAGAACUGGAACACAAAAUGACUGUCAAUAGGAAAACUGAGAAAACUAAAAUCCUACAGAAGCUAUUGAAAAUACACAAUAAUGUCAAGAGACUUCAGCAACAAUUAAAAGAUGUGAAGCCUACUCCAGAAUUUGUUGACAAACUCAGGGAAAUGAUGGAAGAAGUUGAAAAUUCAAUCAAUACUUUUAAAGAGGAACAGAGACAAAUGUAUGAACAGCUUUUGAAGGAAGAAAAAAAUGCCAUUAAUGAACUCAGUAUCUUUGAGAAAAAGGUGGAACUGUGGGCAUUAGGUAACUCAACAACAGAAAAGGUUUUGAGAUUACCAUCAGCUAAGGUCUCGGUUGAUAAAACACUGCAAAAUCAUCUUCCUGAAGAAGUAGUAGAAUUUGAAAGAUUUCUUCAGCGAACAGGAGGACGGCAAGGAGGCUGGGAUGAUUAUGAUCAUCAACAUUUUCUGAAAGUGUGGACAAAACACAAAGGAAGGGCAUCCUACAUGGAUGAAGCCCUUGAAUUUCUCUCUGGAAGAACAAAGGAAGAUGUCGAACAGCAUGAUAAAUGGUAUCGAGAAUUUCUAGCUUUACAGGAAAGAAAAAAGGAGUCAAUAAAGAAGUGGAAAGAAAAGCAGCAUGAAGAAAAAGAAGGAAUCUUGAAGAAAAAAGAGAAAUCAGAACAAAUACUUAGGAACGAGUGUUUAAAGCGUGAAGAAGCUCAAAAGCAAAAAGCAGAAGAAGAAAGGAAAAGACAACAAGCAGCAAUUGAAGCAUGGAAAAAAGAGAAAGCAAUGGCUGUUGCGAUGGAACAAGCAUCACAACUAAAACUACAGCAAGAGAAGGAGAAAAAGCAACAGAGAGAACGGCAGCGCCAACGCCAUGUUAAGGUACUGUUGGAAAGUUAUACCUUGUUAAAGAAAGAAAAGGAGGAACUGGAAAAGCUUGAGAAAGAGAAAAAGGAGGAAGCUGAAAGACAGGAAAGGAAGAAAAUUGCUGCAGAAGAAAUUCCUAAGUUUCAAGAGCGGGAUCUACGUAAACUUGAACUAAAGAUUCAUGAAAAGCAAGCCAAAGAAGAGGAAAAACAAGAAAAAGAAAAGAGAUUGGCAAAGUUAAAAGAAAAGGUUGAAAUCCACGCAGCCAGAGACCCCUCCAGGCUGUACAGACCCACCAAGGGCUGGGAGGAGCGCACCAAAGACAUCGGGCCAGCGGGUUCAGAACCACUUAUGCAUAUUCCUCGCAGAGCUGUCCCAAGCUGGAGACAGGGGUUAUAGAUGAGCUCCGCGUAUCCCAUCCGCAGGACCACGUUUUC